UCCACCCCCUGUGGAUCCCCUUUACCCCCCAAACCCCGACGGGACAAUCCCAGAUCCUCCGGAACAAGUCCUGGAAGCUCUGAGAAUUUUGGGAUACGAUUCCUUCCGGCCCGGCCAGGCCGAAGCCAUCAUGAGGGUCCUUUCUGGAAUCUCCACGCUGGUGGUGUUAUCCACAGGGAUGGGCAAAUCCCUGUGCUACCAACUUCCCGCUUUUCUCUACCACCGACAUUCCGGCAGCAUCUCCCUGGUCAUUUCCCCUCUCGUAUCCCUCAUGGAUGAUCAGGUUUCCGGCCUCCCCUCAGCCCUCAAAGCCGUCUGCAUCCAUUCCAACCUCUCCCAAUCCCAGCGGGAAGCAGCCAUGGAAAAAGUCAGGAGCGGCAAAGCCCAAAUCCUGUUGCUUUCCCCGGAAUCUCUGGUGGGAUCGGGAUCUUCUUCCCGUUUUUUCCGGGAUUUCCCUCCGGUGGCUUUUGCCUGCCUGGAUGAGGCUCACUGCGUCUCCCAAUGGUCCCACAACUUCCGGCCCGCUUACCUCCGGAUCUGCAAGGUUCUCCGCGAGCGCUUUGGCGUCCGAUGCUUCCUGGGCCUCACGGCCACGGCCACGGCGGCCACGGCUCGGGACGUGGCCCAACAUUUGGGAAUUCCUCCGGAAAACGGGAUCGGGAUCUGCGCCGCCGGAAUUCCCGAAAACCUGCGGCUCUCCGUGUCCAUGGACUCCGACCGGGAUCAGGUGAGGUCGGAUUUGAGAUCGUUCCAGGGCGGUUUUGUUCUUUUUUNCUCCUGGUUCUUGGUGGAGAUGGAGCUCACCACACAGUGA
Parus major (Great Tit) is the source of this 814-nucleotide messenger RNA. RefSeq names its product RecQ like helicase 4 (gene RECQL4). Lineage: Eukaryota; Metazoa; Chordata; Aves; Passeriformes; Paridae. The record is from RefSeq and is a predicted model, not a curated record. Gene Ontology annotation, cellular component: chromosome; cytoplasm; nucleus. Bases 131 to 814 code for a protein of 227 amino acids. The transcript has 6 exons. Gene Ontology annotation, molecular function: four-way junction helicase activity; 3'-5' DNA helicase activity; ATP binding. Gene Ontology annotation, biological process: telomere maintenance; double-strand break repair via homologous recombination.